AUGGCUGAACAGCAAGACCUCGCUCAGAAAUUUAUGGCUGAGCAGCAAGCCCAAGCCGCAACAAUGAGAAAUUUGGAGCGUCAAAUGGGACAGCUUGCCAGUGCUCAAAACACUAGACCAGUUAGAGCUCUUCCAACCACUAUAGAAUCAACAUCCAAAAAAUCUAAGGAGGCAGAGAAGCCAGUUGAAGAGGCGGUGGCUGAGCAACCCCCACCAUUGGUUGCAAGGCCACCACCUCCUUUCCCUCAAAGAUUGCAGAAAGUCAAGGAUAAUGUCACAUAUAAAAAGUUUCUUGAUAUUUUGAAGCAGAUGCAAAUUAAUAUUCUAUUGGUUGACAUAUUACAAGAAGUGCCCAAAUAUGCAAAGUACAUCAAGGACAUAGUGGCAAAUAAAAUGAGGUUGACUGAGUUCGAAACCGUGGCACUCACUAAGGAGUGUAGCUCAAGAAUUCAAAGCAAGUUACCUCAGAAAUUGAAGGAUCCGGGGUUGGGUGAGCCGCUCCCAACAACAAUAAUCUUACAACUGGUUGAUUGCUCCCUUGCUCAUCCUGAAGGAGUGAUUGAAUAUGUGCUAGUUCAAGUGGGGUCUUUCAUAUUCCUUGCUGAUUUCAUUAUCCUGGACUACGAGCAUGAUCAGGAAGUCCCAUUUAUUUUAGGGCGUCCAUUCUUAGUCACGGGCCGAGCUAUUAUUGAUGUUUGCGAAUGA
Nicotiana tabacum (common tobacco) is the source of this 705-nucleotide messenger RNA. NCBI's taxonomy places the organism in Eukaryota, Viridiplantae, Streptophyta, Magnoliopsida, Solanales, Solanaceae. The record is from RefSeq and is a predicted model, not a curated record.